AUGCAGAAGAAGAUGCCGCACAGCUCUAGGCCCUGGGCUAAUCACGUUCGUCUAAUUGGGACGGCACAAGCACAUUAUAUUACCAGUCGCAAAAAAAGCACAUUAUAUUACCCUGGAUUCAUACUAUGGAACGAAUGUCGUGUAAGCUGCACUGACAUCACCAUCGGAGAAUUCCACGUCGCGGCGAACGUUCAGCUAAAAGACUCGGACGCCAGCUUCCUACUUACAGUGGUGUACGGACCAUCGUGUCGUCGUGCGGACAAGCUACGCUUUCUUGAUGAAUUAAAAGCGCUAAAGCCAGCACCAAGCAUGCGGUGGCUCAUCACGGGCGAUUUCAACCUCAUCUAUAGAGCUGCAGACAAAAACAACAGGAACCUAAGCCCACGCCUAAUGCGCCACUUCCGUGAGGCACUAGAUGAGUGUGAUCUGUCUGAAAUUAGCCUUCAGAACAGGAAAUUCACUUGGAGCAACGAGAGGCAACGACCCACAAUGUCAAGACUCGACCGCUUUUUCUGUAACGCAGAAUGGGACGCUACCUUCAGCAACCACCAUGAGCCGUUUCAUCCUCUGGUAGACAAAACGGUCAGCAAGCUCACUGCUUGGAAUGGGCGCCAAAUUAACCCAGUAGGUCGCUCCACUCUGGUUAAAGCGGUCCUUACUUCACAAGCAGUCUACUUCCUCACAUCCCUCCGUGCACCAAAAGAGACAAUCAAGGACAUCGAUCGGCAGAGGAAGAGGUUCCUGUGGGCAGGCGCUGAGACGCUAACAGGAGGAAAAUGCAAGGUCAAUUGGCCGAGGUCAGCUAGACCCAAAUAUUCUGGAGGCUUGGGCAUCCUCCAUCUAGGGAAGUUUGCAAGGGCAUUAAGGUUGAGAUGGCUAUGGCGACAAUGGUCAGCAAGUUCUGAUGGUACUCUUGGGGAUGAAACCCCAUGUAACACGACCGAUCAGCUCCUUUUUGCGGCAUCCACAACAUUAACAAUAGGAGACGGAAAAAGAGCAUUGUUCUGGACGAGUGCAUGGCUAGACGGCCAGCGGCCAUGCGACGUAGCGCCGCACCUCUUUGCCAUCUCCAGAAGGAAAAAUAGAACUCUGCAACAGGCACUCCUUGAUAAUAAUUGGAUUCGCGACAUCAACCUUCAGCAUCAUAGUUUCUCUGCCCAGCACUUAGCUGAAUACACACAUCUAUGGCAAGCAACUAGGCGCAUAAUUCUAAGAACGGGCACGCCAGAUAACUUUUCCUGGAAAUUUGAGGAAAAUGGUGAAUACACAACAUCCUCUGCUUACCAUGCCCAGUUUAUUGGUGCAACCAAAAACAACUUUGAGGCACUCAUUUGGAAACCUUGGGCACCGCCUAAAUGCAAAUUCUUUAGUUGGCUUGCGAUUCAAAACCGAGUUUGGACCACUGAUAGAUUGGAAGCUCGGAGGUGGCCAAACCAAGGAACCUGCACACUAUGCCGGCUUCAUGCGGAAACAGGCCCGCAUCUUUUCAGGGACUGCAGAUUCACGAAGCGCCUCUGGAAGGAAAUUGCCACCUGGGCACAAAACUCCAACCUACACCCGAGUGCAUGGCCACAUAGCGAGACACUUGAGAAGUGGUGGACGGCGAUGUCAAAUGCGCCGAGUACGAGGAGGAAAGGCCUACGUUCGCUCAUUAUACUAGUUUGUUGGGAAGUUUGGAAGGAGAGGAAUUCGAGAGUUUUUGAGCACACAGAAUCCACCAAUUUUAUGGUUCUUCAGAGAAUCAAAGGCGAGGCGAGACUGUGGAUCUUGGCGGGAGCAAAGCACCUCUCUACUUUCCUUCUUCCACAACAACUUCUCUCCUAG
This is a messenger RNA of Miscanthus lutarioriparius, 1824 nucleotides long. The record is from the annotation of a GenBank genome assembly. Lineage: Eukaryota; Viridiplantae; Streptophyta; Magnoliopsida; Poales; Poaceae.